ACACAACCAGCAGAGAGCCGCAUUUCAGAGGGAUCAGAGUCACCUUGAGGCCGCCGGUCAUGGGUUUGACCAAGCAGUACCUGCGCUAUGUGGCCAGUGCCGUGUUUGGAGUCAUCGGCAGUCAAAAAGCUAACAUCUCUUACGUGACCCUCCGUGGGGGGGAGAGGGGGCGCUACGUUGCUGUGGCUGCGUGCGAACAAGUCUUCAUCUGGGAUACCCGCAAAGCAGAGAAGGUCCUGAUCCUGCAGGGACAGAAACACGAGGUGACCUUUCUAUGCCCCUCACCCGAUGGCGUCAAUAUCGCCGUGGGCUACGAGGACGGUGCCGUGCGGAUUUUCAGCCUGUUGAACGGCGAGAGCAACGUCUCCUUCAACGGCCACAAGUCCGCCGUCACCGUCAUACACUAUGACGCGCUGGGAGCACGACUCGUCACCGGCUCCAAGGACACAGAUGUGAUCGUGUGGGACAUUAUCAAUGAGUGUGGUCUGUACAGGCUGAAAGGUCAUAAAGACAUCAUCACACAGGCCUUGUUCAUCAAAGGCAAGAACCUCCUGGUCACCAGCUCCAAGGACAGCUUUGUGAAGUGGUGGGACCUGGACACACAGCAUUGCUUCAAGACUAUGGUGGGCCACCGCAGUGAGGUAUGGGGCAUGGCGCUGUUGAACCAGGAGAACAGGCUGCUAACAGGCUCAGCAGACAGUGAACUUCGAGCCUGGGACAUCAGCUACCUGCAGGAGGAAAAAGCUGAUGGUGAGCCCAAGGUGAAGAAAGGGAAAUCACUGCUGGAUGAUGAUGAUGAUGAUGAUGAAGAGAACAAGGAAGAGCUGGAUGAGAGUCCUGAAGAGCGGAUCUUGAGUUGUAAGAAAGCGGGCUCCAUCCUCAGAGACGCCCGAGAUCGAGUGGUGUCGAUGACAACAGACAGCAAGGCCCGAGUCAUCGCCUGCCACGGCAACGACUCAGUCCUGGAGCUCUUCACCGUGCUGUCAGAGGACGAAGUGCAGAAGAAGAUGACGAAGAAGCUGAAGAAAGCUAAAAAGAAGGCGGCCAAAGCUCAGGAUGAUGCAGAGGAGGAGACAGCAGAGCCAGUUGUGGAGAGGAUGCUGAAGGAUGAGAUCAUCAGACUGGUUAACAUCAAGGCCUCUGCCAAGAUCAGGUGGGUGGAGUGUCUGUCGUGCGCCGGCGGCGAGCUGAAGGUGGCGCUGCUGCUGCAGAACAACACCAUCGAGACCUACAGCCUCAAGACUUCAGACAAGACCCCCGCAGCCAAUAAGACGGCGCGCCUCACGCUGGGCGGCCACCGCACCGACGUCCGCACGCUGGCCUUCAGCUCAGACAACCUGGCCGUCCUCUCCGCCUCCGGAGACACGGCCAAAGUGUGGAACAGGUCGACUCUGCAGGUGGUUCGCACCAUGGCGUGUGAGUACGCCCUCUGCUCCCUCUUCGUGCCCGGAGACAGACAGGUCAUCCUGGGAACUAAGAGCGGUAAACUUCAGAUUUUUGAGUUGGCGUCAGGAAGCCUCCUAGAGACCGUAGAUGCCCACGACGGAGCAGUGUGGUCCAUCUGCUUGGCCCCAGACCAGAGGGGGAUCGUGACAGGAAGCGCAGACAAGACCGUGAAGUUCUGGGAGUUUGAGCUGAUCAAGGACCAGGGGACUAGCCAGAAGAGGCUGACAGUGAAACACACACGCACCCUGCAGUUGGAGGAAGACGUCCUGUGUGUGAAGUUUUCUCCUGACCACAGACUGCUGGCCGUCUCUCUGUUAGACUGCACUGUUAAAGUCUUCUAUACAGACACACUGAAGUUCUUCUUGUCUCUGUAUGGACACAAGCUGCCUGUACUCUGUCUGGAUAUCUCACAUGAUAACACAAUUAUCGCCACCGGCUCCGCUGACAGAAACUUGAAGAUCUGGGGUUUGGACUUCGGCGACUGUCACCGUUCCAUGUUUGCUCACGACGACAGCGUCAUGUUCCUCCAGUUUGUUCCCAAGACUCACCUGUUCUUCACCGCGGGGAAGGACAGGAAGAUCAAACAGUGGGACGCCGACAAGUUUGAGCUUAUCCAGACGCUCGAGGGCCACCACCGUGAGGUUUGGUGUCUGGCCAUCAGCCCCAACGGAGACCACAUCGUGUCAGCAUCCCACGACAAGUCCCUGCGCCUGUGGGAGAGGACCAGGGAGCCAAUCAUCCUGGAGGAGGAACGAGAAAUGGAGCGAGAAGCAGAGUUCGAGGAGAGCUUGGCCAAAGGAGAUAUGCCAGUGGUGCCUGGAGAGACUCAAGGGGAAGCAGCACCCGCUGCAAAGAAGACAGUUGAAACAGUCAAAGCUGCAGAGCGAAUCAUGGAGGCUCUGGAGCUCUACAAAGCAGAAGAAAGGAAGAUGGAAGAGUAUAAAUACGCUUGCAGGAGAGAAGGCAAAGAGCUACCUCUACCAAAACCUAACCCUAUUCUCGUGGCCUUCGGAAAUGUUUCACCGUCUCGCUAUGUUUUAGACGUCAUAAAGAAAGUCAGAUCCAGCGAGCUGGAGGUGUCUCUGUUGGUGCUGCCGUUCCCUUACGUCCCCCAGCUGCUGACGAUGUUUAACAGCUACAUCCAUCAGGGCCUGGAGGUGGAGCUGGUCUGCCGCUGCCUGUUCUUCCUGCUCAAGAUCCAUUUUGGCCAGAUCUCCAGUAACCAGAUGAUGCUGUCAGUCAUAGACGAGCUACGGACCAAUACUCUGUCAAAAGUGCAAGAGAUCAGAGACUUGAUGGGCUUCAACAGCGCCGCCAUGCAGUUCCUCCAGAGGGAGAUCGAGAGCAAAGAGGACGUGAUGUUCUUCGCCGACGCCACGGGGCAGCUGCAGGAGAAGAAGAAGAAGAGGAGGAAGAGAGAGCGAGCCCUUCUCACUAUCGCUUGAAUCAAAAAUGGACAUUUUUUGACUGUCUGUGCAUAAAAACAUGCGAUCCCCAUCUCCUCCCAGAUGUAUCCCAAGAGUCUGUUUUUUACACUCUAUGUUUUUUGGAAUGUUAUGUGAUCCUGAUAGGAUGUAACAUAUUCAAUAACACGCUUCAUUUCACAAA
Molecule: messenger RNA, 3054 nt
Organism: Scomber japonicus (chub mackerel)
Lineage: Eukaryota; Metazoa; Chordata; Actinopteri; Scombriformes; Scombridae
Gene: wdr3
Product: WD repeat domain 3
Exons: 27
Coding region: 60-2891 (943 amino acids)
Biological process (GO): maturation of SSU-rRNA
Cellular component (GO): Pwp2p-containing subcomplex of 90S preribosome; small-subunit processome
Molecular function (GO): protein binding; snoRNA binding
Source: RefSeq, a predicted model, not a curated record